This is a messenger RNA of Euleptes europaea (tarantolino), 5756 nucleotides long. RefSeq names its product collagen type V alpha 1 chain (gene COL5A1). The coding region runs from base 1 to 5526 and encodes 1841 amino acids. Gene Ontology annotation, molecular function: extracellular matrix structural constituent. The record is from RefSeq and is a predicted model, not a curated record. The transcript is spliced from 66 exons. NCBI's taxonomy places the organism in Eukaryota, Metazoa, Chordata, Lepidosauria, Squamata, Sphaerodactylidae.
AUGGCUACGCACACGCGCUGGAAGCGGGGCAGCAGCGGGCGCGCCUGGCGCCUGGCGCUCGCCCUCCUGGCCGCGCUCGCCCCCGGCCGCGCAGCAGAGCCUGCGGAUCUCUUGAAGGUAUUAGAUUUUCACAAUUUACCUGAUGGCAUAUCAAAGACAACAGGUUUUUGCACAAGCAGAAGGUCCUCCAAAGAAGCUGACGUGGCAUAUCGAGUAACGAAAGAUGCUCAGCUAAGUGCUCCAACCAAGCAGCUCUACCCUGCAUCUCCAUUCCCUGAAGAUUUCUCAAUCCUAACCACUGUAAAAGCCAAGAAAGGAGGCCAGUCCUUCUUGGUCUCCAUCUACAACGAGCAAGGCAUCCAGCAGGUGGGAGUGGAGCUGGGUAGGUCCCCCGUGUUCCUCUACGAAGACCAUGCAGGGAAGCCCAGCCCAGAGGAUUACCCACUCUUCCGAGGCAUCAAUCUCUCCGAUGGCAAGUGGCAUCGGAUAGCUAUCAGCGUGCACAGGAAGAACGUCACCUUGAUUUUGGAUUGUAAAAAGAAGAUCACAAAGUUCUUGGACCGCAGUGAUCACCCCAUCAUUGAUGUCAAUGGCAUAAUUGUAUUUGGGACCAGGAUCCUGGAUGAAGAAGUCUUUGAGGGCGACAUCCAGCAGCUCCUCGUGGUGGAUGAUCAUCAAGCGGCCGCCGAUUACUGUCAGCACUACAGCCCGGACUGUGACACCGCUGUCCCAGAAGCACCCCAAUCCCAGGAUCCCAGUCCAGAUGAAUACUAUACGGACGGGGAUGGCAACCUGGAGGUAGAGGGCCAAACCUACUACUACGACUAUCCCUACUAUCAAGACGUUGAUGAGAUCGGGAAGGCAGCUCCCACCACUGCCCAGCCUGUGGAUGCUGCAGAAGCAGCCAGCGAAACCACGGAGGAUCGCGCCCCUUUUUCCACACCAGCCCCGCCAGUUGUGGAGAACGCUCGGGAGGAGGAGACGAGGGAGGAGGACAGAGUAGACGACCCACUAGUGGACGAGUAUAAUUAUGGAGUCAUCACAGAUGAAUACUACACCCCGCUCCCAUAUGAGGAUCUCAACUACGAUGACCUCGACCCAGCAGAGAAGCUCCCAGAAGGCGCUAUUGAGGCAGAGGUUCCCACCACCACGGUCAUCACUGUCAAUGGAACGGAGACUGCAGGGAGAAGGAGCCAAGAUGGAGAAGAUGCUGACAGAGACUUUGCCGAGGAAACCAUCCGGGAGUAUGACACCUACUAUGAUGGGUACUACGACAGGACAGACUCCCCUGAUAUUGGGCCUGGGAUGCCUGCGAACCAGGACACGCUUUAUGAAGGGGUCGGUGGGCCGCGAGGUGAAAAAGGGCAGAAGGGGGAGCCAGCGAUCAUCGAACCGGGCAUGCUCAUUGAAGGCCCACCUGGCUCAGAAGGCCCGGCAGGUCUUCCAGGGCCUCCAGGAACAACAGGGCCAACGGGCCCGCUGGGGGAUCCUGGAGAAAGGGGACCUCCUGGACGACCCGGGCUUCCCGGAGCAGACGGCUUGCCAGGACCUCCGGGGACCAUGCUGAUGCUACCGUUCCGCUUCAGUGGUGGUGGCGAUGGCGGCUCCAAGGGCCCCAUGGUCUCUGCUCAGGAGUCCCAGGCCCAAGCCAUCCUGCAACAAGCCCGGCUGGCACUGAGAGGACCAGCUGGCCCCAUGGGCCUCACAGGAAGGCCAGGCCCCAUGGGAUCUCCAGGCAGUGGAGGAAUCAAGGGUGAAACAGGAGACAUGGGGCCUCAGGGUCCACGAGGCGUGCAGGGACCCCCAGGCCCAUCUGGAAAACCAGGACGUCGGGGACGUGCUGGCAGUGAUGGGGCAAGAGGAAUGCCAGGACAGACGGGGCCAAAGGGCGACCGAGGUUUCGAUGGCUUGGCUGGACUGCCUGGGGAGAAGGGGCAUCGGGGUGAGCCUGGUCCUUCAGGUCCCCCAGGAGCCCCAGGUGAAGAUGGGGAGAGGGGUGAUGAUGGAGAAGUCGGCCCCCGAGGUCUCCCUGGGGAACCUGGACCCCGUGGUUUGCUGGGACCCAAAGGGCCCCCAGGGCCUCCUGGACCUCCAGGCAUAGCUGGCAUGGAUGGACAAACAGGCCCCAAGGGGAAUGUGGGUCCUCAAGGUGAGCCUGGACCACCAGGGCAGCAGGGAAACCCAGGCGCUCAGGGUCUUCCCGGUCCUCAAGGCCCGAUUGGUCCGCCAGGGGAAAAGGGUCCACUGGGGAAACCUGGCCUUCCUGGCAUGCCUGGAGCAGAUGGUCCUCCGGGCCACCCUGGCAAAGAAGGUCCUCCUGGGGAGAAGGGCAGCCAGGGUCCGGCUGGCCCUCAGGGCCCCAUCGGUUAUCCUGGCCCUCGCGGUGUCAAGGGAGCAGAUGGCAUCCGUGGCUUGAAAGGGACCAAGGGCGAGAAGGGUGAAGAUGGCUUCCCUGGGUUCAAAGGCGACAUGGGCGUGAAAGGAGAUCGGGGUGAAAUAGGCCCCCCUGGUCCGCGGGGCGAGGAUGGACCUGAAGGCCCAAAAGGCCGUGGGGGACCCAAUGGAGAUCCUGGACCGUUAGGCCCUGCCGGAGAAAAGGGGAAACUUGGAGUUCCUGGACUGCCAGGUUAUCCUGGAAGACAAGGCCCCAAGGGGUCCAUUGGAUUUCCAGGGUUCCCAGGCACCAAUGGAGAGAAAGGUGGAAGGGGCACCCCUGGCAAACCGGGGCCAAGAGGGCAACGGGGCCCAACGGGUCCACGAGGAGAAAGAGGUCAGCGAGGCAUCACAGGCAAGCCUGGGCCGAAGGGCAACUCUGGUGGGGAUGGUCCACCGGGCCCUCCAGGCGAAAGGGGUCCUCCUGGGCCUCAAGGGCCAACUGGAUUUCCUGGACCGAAAGGCCCUCCGGGUCCCCCUGGAAAAGACGGGCUGCCUGGUCAUCCUGGGCAGAGAGGUGAAACUGGCUUCCAAGGCAAGACGGGACCCCCCGGGCCUCCAGGAGUUGUCGGGCCACAGGGUCCCACUGGAGAGACGGGUCCAAUGGGUGAACGUGGCCACCCAGGGCCUCCAGGGCCACCAGGUGAACAGGGACUUCCUGGGCUGGCUGGAAAGGAAGGCACAAAGGGUGACCCCGGCCCCAGCGGCCUUCCAGGGAAAGACGGCCCCCCCGGCCUGAGAGGGUUUCCCGGCGACAGAGGUCUUCCUGGCCCCCUUGGACCUGUGGGCUUGAAGGGCAGUGAAGGUCCCCCCGGCCCUCCUGGCCCCGCGGGCUCUCCUGGUGAGCGAGGUCCUGCUGGAGCAGCUGGCCCAAUUGGUCUUCCAGGGCGGCCUGGGCCCCAAGGGCCACCCGGCCCUGCCGGCGAGAAAGGAGCCCCGGGUGAGAAAGGGCCUCAAGGUCCAGCAGGUCGUGAUGGUAUCCAAGGUCCAGUAGGGCUUCCUGGCCCAGCAGGUCCAGUUGGCCCACCAGGAGAAGAUGGAGACAAGGGUGAAAUUGGUGAGCCAGGGCAGAAGGGCGGCAAAGGUGACAAAGGGGAGCAGGGUCCUCCAGGUCCCACCGGUCCGCAGGGCCCAAUCGGCCAACCAGGUCCAGCUGGAGCCGAUGGGGAGCCUGGUCCUCGAGGGCAACAGGGUCUCUUUGGUCAGAAAGGGGAUGAAGGGCCAAGGGGUUUUCCUGGCCCCCCAGGCCCGGUCGGCUUGCAGGGUUUACCGGGACCUCCUGGAGAGAAGGGAGAAACGGGUGACGUCGGACAAAUGGGUCCCCCGGGUCCCCCAGGACCAAGGGGUCCAUCUGGAUCUCCAGGAGCUGACGGGCCCCAAGGUCCACCCGGUGGGAUUGGAAAUCCUGGAGCUGUCGGUGAGAAGGGCGAACCAGGAGAAGCAGGAGAACCUGGCCUGCCAGGAGAGUCUGGUCUUCCGGGUCCUAAAGGAGAGAGAGGGGAGAAGGGUGAAGCGGGCCCCUCUGGGGCGGCUGGGCCACCAGGUCCAAAAGGCCCACCAGGUGAUGAUGGUCCCAAAGGCAGCCCUGGUCCAGUCGGUUUUCCUGGAGACCCCGGCCCUCCUGGUGAACCUGGCCCCGCUGGCCAGGAUGGUCCACCAGGUGAUAAAGGUGAUGAUGGUGAACCUGGACAGACGGGCUCCCCUGGUCCCACUGGAGAGCCUGGUCCUUCAGGCCCACCAGGAAAAAGAGGCCCACCUGGACCAGCGGGUCCUGAAGGCCGGCAAGGAGAGAAGGGGGCCAAGGGUGAAGCAGGUUUGGAAGGGCCUCCUGGGAAAACAGGCCCUGUGGGCCCUCAGGGACCGCCAGGAAAACCUGGUCCAGAUGGACUGCGAGGAAUCCCCGGCCCCGUGGGCGAGCAGGGGCUUCCGGGUGCCCCAGGGCCAGAUGGACCACCGGGCCCCCUGGGACCACCUGGUUUACCUGGCUUGAAAGGAGAUUCUGGUCCAAAGGGAGAGAAGGGUCAUCCGGGCUUGAUUGGUCUCAUUGGGCCUCCUGGAGAGCAAGGAGAGAAAGGAGACCGAGGCCUGCCAGGCCCUCAGGGAGGAUCGGGGCCUAAAGGAGAACAGGGUAUUACGGGUCCUUCUGGUCCAAUCGGCCCACCUGGCCCUCCAGGGUUACCGGGUCCCCCUGGUCCAAAAGGUGCUAAAGGAUCUUCGGGUCCAACAGGUCCAAAGGGUGAAAUGGGUCAUCCGGGGCCACCAGGGCCUCCCGGCCCUCCAGGGGAAGUGAUCCAACCCCUUCCUAUCCAGUCCUCUAAGAGGACACGGCGAAACAUUGAUGCCAGCCAAUUGGUUGAUGAAGGCAACACUGAAAACUACAUGGAUUAUGCGGAAGGCAUGGAGGAAAUCUUUGGCUCCUUAAACUCUCUGAAACUGGAAAUUGAGCAGAUGAAGCAUCCGUUGGGCACCCAGCACAACCCAGCUCGUACCUGCAAAGAUUUGCAACUUUGUCAUCCUGAUUUCCCAGACGGUGAAUACUGGGUUGACCCUAAUCAAGGUUGCUCCAGAGAUUCCUUCAAGGUUUACUGCAAUUUUACAGCUGGUGGUGAAACUUGCAUCUUCCCUGAUAAGAAGUCUGAAGGGGCUAGAAUUACUUCAUGGCCCAAGGAAAACCCAGGCUCCUGGUUCAGUGAAUUCAAGCGCGGUAAACUGCUUUCCUAUGUUGAUUCGGAUGGCAAUCCCAUCGGAGUGGUGCAGAUGACUUUCCUGAGGCUCUUAAGUGCUUCCGCCCACCAGAAUGUCACCUACAACUGCUUCCAGUCAGUGGCGUGGCGUGACGACUCCACGGGCAAUUACGACAGGGCCAUCCGCUUCCUGGGCUCCAACGAUGAAGAGAUGUCAUAUGACAACAAUCCUUUCAUCAGGGCUGUCUUCGAUGGUUGUGCAACGAAGAAAGGCCAUCAAAAGACAAUCUUAGAAAUCAACACACCCAGAGUGGAGCAGGUUCCGGUUGUCGACAUCAUGUUCAACGACUUUGGUGAAGCAUUACAGAAGUUUGGAUUUGAGGUGGGACCGGCUUGCUUCAUGGGCUAAGAGCCACUCAGAACACUAGUCUCCGAAUGAGCAACCUCGUAACCUCAUUGCGCCUUCUUUUUUUGGCUACAUUGUGGUCGUCGUCACAUGCACGUUCUGAAACGAAACGGUUUGAUGGGUUUAUUAUUUUUAUUUGUUUUCCUGUUUUGCCUGAGUCCCAACUCUUCUACCAGACCCAAGACAUUCUGAUGCCUCAGUCAAAGACAGAACCGUUCCCACCACAGGCUCCA